UCAAGCAAAGGUCUCCCAGUUAAUGCUUGUUUUCUUCCAUACCACAAAUUCUCUCUCCUCUCUCUCUCUCUAUAUAUAUACAUACAAAUACAUACACACGUUAUCUCAUAUGCAGGCACUAUAUGUGUACGCAUAAAAGGUAGGUGGUAUAUACAGAGGCGACUGUAGAAGAAAGAUUCUUCUUUUAUUCUAAGUUGUCACCCGCGUCAAGAGAUAAAAGACAAAUAUAUAUAGCCCAACGGAGGAAGUGAGAGAGGCAAGAGUCGGGAAAGAAAAUGGAGAGAGAGUGUGAAGUGAAGGCGUCCAAAUUCAAGAGGAUUUGUGUGUUUUGUGGGAGUAGCCAGGGCAAGAAGACUAGCUAUCAAGAAGCUGCUAUUGAACUCGGCAAAGUCUUGGUUUCGAGGAACAUUGAUUUGGUCUAUGGAGGAGGUAGCAUAGGCCUGAUGGGUUUGGUUUCACAAGCUGUUCAUGAUGGUGGUCGGCAUGUUAUUGGGGUGAUUCCCAAGACGCUCAUGCCUCGAGAGUUAACUGGCGAAACAGUCGGGGAAGUGAAAGCAGUUGCAGAUAUGCACCAAAGGAAAGCAGAGAUGGCCAGGCAUUCAGAUGCUUUUAUUGCAUUACCAGGGGGUUAUGGAACUCUGGAGGAAUUACUUGAAGUGAUAACAUGGGCUCAACUUGGCAUCCAUGAUAAGCCGGUGGGGUUGCUGAAUGUGGAUGGAUAUUAUAACUCAUUAUUGUCAUUUAUCGACAAAGCUGUGGAAGAAGGAUUCAUUAGUCCAAAUGCUCGCCACAUCAUCGUAUCCGCACCAACAGCAAAGGAGCUUGUCAAGAAAUUGGAGGAGUAUGUACCUCGCCAUGAACGGGUUGCGCCAAAACUGAGCUGGGAGAUGGAGCAGUUGGGCUACUCUCAGAAAUACGAUAUGUCCAGGUGAAGAAAUGGAAUUGCAGCAUAGAAGAAUUCAUUAGAAAAUGGAUUAUUGGCAACGGAAGAAGCUAACUUGGAAUUUUAGAGAAAUCGUUUGUAAAGUAAUCUGGAAAUGUUGCUCAAUAUGCGAUACCUUCAUAUUUUCCCUGUUUAA
This is a messenger RNA of Sesamum indicum (sesame), 1079 nucleotides long. It is a transcript of the gene LOG3, whose product is annotated as lysine decarboxylase family protein. Gene Ontology annotation, biological process: cytokinin biosynthetic process. Lineage: Eukaryota; Viridiplantae; Streptophyta; Magnoliopsida; Lamiales; Pedaliaceae. The record is from RefSeq and is a predicted model, not a curated record. Gene Ontology annotation, molecular function: hydrolase activity, hydrolyzing N-glycosyl compounds. Gene Ontology annotation, cellular component: nucleus; cytosol.